Molecule: messenger RNA, 267 nt
Organism: Clonostachys rhizophaga
Lineage: Eukaryota; Fungi; Ascomycota; Sordariomycetes; Hypocreales; Bionectriaceae
Source: the annotation of a GenBank genome assembly
AUGAAUCCCGACCAGUCAAACUGUGAACCGAUCCCGCCGCUUGAGACGUCCGACGAGCUUGACCCAACUUGGUGGCAGGAUCCGCUGGAGGACUGGGCCUUGGGCCAAGAGAUCCAAGACCUAGGUCCUUGGAUGCUAUCGCCACUUCAGGGGGCAAGUAAUGCAAUUCGGGACGAGAGCAAGACUCUAUCUGGUCCAACUUCGACCCAUAGAAACGUCAAUGACACAUCUGGAGAGGCUGGCGUGCCCUGGAUUGACAAGUCUUAG